This is a messenger RNA of Torulaspora delbrueckii, 1791 nucleotides long. It is a transcript of the gene KRS1, whose product is annotated as lysine--tRNA ligase KRS1. NCBI's taxonomy places the organism in Eukaryota, Fungi, Ascomycota, Saccharomycetes, Saccharomycetales, Saccharomycetaceae. The transcript has a single exon. Gene Ontology annotation, molecular function: tRNA binding; ATP binding; lysine-tRNA ligase activity. Gene Ontology annotation, cellular component: cytoplasm; cytosol. The coding region runs from base 1 to 1791 and encodes 596 amino acids. Gene Ontology annotation, biological process: lysyl-tRNA aminoacylation. The record is from RefSeq and is a predicted model, not a curated record.
AUGUCUCAAGAAGAAGCUACAAAGGCUGCCACUGAUGGAGUUGCUAACUUACAUCUAGAUGAUGUUACUGGUGAAAUGGUCUCCAAGUCCGAAUUGAAGAAACGUAUCAAGCAGAGACAAGUAGAGGCUAAGAAAGCCGCUAAGAAGGCUGCUGGUACCCCACAACCUGAGUCCAAGAAGAAGAAAUCUGACUUGAUGGCUGAUCUAUCUCCAGCGCAAUAUUUCGAGGCUAGAAGUCGUCAAGUUAAGGAAUUGAGAAACACUCAUUCACCAAACCCUUACCCACAUAAAUUCCACGUAUCGAUUACCAACCCUGCGUUCUUGGAGAAGUACGCUUACUUGGAAAGAGGUCAAACUUUGCCCGAUGAGAAAGUUUCUAUCGCCGGUAGAAUCCAUGCCAAGAGAGAGUCAGGUUCCAAAUUGAAGUUUUACGUAUUGCAUGGUGAUGGUGUUGAAGUUCAAUUGAUGUCUCAGUUGCAAGAUUAUUACGAUGAAAAAGCUUACGAAGCUGAUCACGAUCUGUUGAAGAGAGGUGAUAUCGUUGGUGUUGAAGGUUACGUUGGUAGAACUCAGCCAAAGAAAGGUGGUGAAGGUGAGAUCUCCGUUUUCGUGAGCCGUGUUGAAUUGUUGACUCCAUGUUUGCACAUGUUGCCAGCUGAUCACUUCGGUUUCAAGGACCAAGAGACUAGAUACAGAAAACGUUACUUGGAUUUGAUUAUGAACAAGGACUCUAGAAAGCGUUUCAUCACUCGUUCCAAGAUUAUCACUUAUAUUAGAAAAUUCUUGGACUCUAGAGAGUUUAUCGAAGUUGAAACUCCAAUGAUGAACGUUAUCGCUGGUGGUGCCACUGCCAAGCCAUUUGUCACACAUCACAACGAUUUGAACAUGGAUAUGUUUAUGAGAAUUGCUCCAGAGCUUUUCUUGAAAGAAUUGGUCGUUGGUGGUAUGGACCGUGUUUACGAAAUUGGUAGACAAUUCAGAAACGAAGGUAUCGAUAUGACUCACAACCCAGAAUUCACUACUUGUGAAUUUUAUCAAGCAUUCGCAGAUGUUUACGAUUUGAUGGAUAUGACCGAAGUCAUGUUCUCUGAGAUGGUUAAGGAAAUCACUGGUUCAUACGUGAUCAAGUACCACCCAGAUCCAAGCAACCCAGAAAAGGAGUUGGAAUUGAACUUUGCUAGACCAUGGAAGAGAAUCAACAUGAUCGAAGAGUUGGAAAAGAGAUUUAACGUCACUUUCCCAGCCGGUGAUCAACUUCACACCGCUGAGACCGGUGAAUUCUUGAAGAAAAUCUUGUCUGAUAACAAGAUGGAAUGUCCUCCACCUCUAACUAACGCCCGUAUGCUUGACAAGCUUGUUGGUGAACUAGAAGAUACUUGUAUCAACCCAACUUUCAUCUUUGGUCACCCACAGAUGAUGUCUCCAUUGGCCAAGUACUCUAGAGACAAGCCAGGUCUAUGUGAGCGUUUCGAGGUCUUUGUUGCAACCAAGGAGAUUUGUAAUGCAUACACAGAGUUGAACGAUCCAUUUGAUCAAAGAGACCGUUUUGAAGAACAAGCUAGACAAAAGGAUCAAGGUGAUGAUGAAGUUCAAUUGAUCGACGAAGUGUUCUGUAAUGCUCUAGAAUAUGGUCUACCUCCAACCGGUGGUUGGGGUUGUGGUAUCGAUAGACUGGCCAUGUUCUUGACCGAUUCUAACACUAUCAGAGAAGUUCUCUUAUUCCCAACGUUGAAACCAGAUGUCUUGAGAGAUGAAGUCAAGAAGGAAGAAGCACAAGCUAAAACUGUUUAA